CGUAUACGCAUGCGCAUUGUAGACUGCCGGCCCACCCCUUGUCUCGGUGCCGUUAGCCGCGGGGUACUGCUGGGAAAUAACGUUUUGACUGAGCGCAUCGGCCCGUUAUUACGUUCUAUGUCUUGGAGGAUUGGAGGCUGUCGGUUUUUUUGUGGCUCAUCAAAAGCCUGGCAAGAUGCUUAGGAUCAUACACAGUAAUAUCGUCAUCGAUAAAAGAGCCAACCACUAAUUUCACUGCCGCAAUUAUUUACGGUUCCAGGGGAUGAUGUAAAUAUUGGAAGAAUAGUGAUAAUAAGGAUAAAAAAAUGAGCCUUACAUCCUGGUUUUUGGUAAGCAGUGGGGGCACACGCCACAGGUUGCCACGAGAAAUGAUAUUUGUUGGAAGAGAUGAUUGUGAGCUGAUGUUACAGUCAAGGAGUGUGGACAAACAGCAUGCUGUGGUGAACUAUGAUUCUUCUAGUGAUGUGCAUAUGGUAAAAGAUUUGGGGAGCCUUAAUGGGACCUUUAUAAAUGAUGUCAGAAUUCCUGAACAGACGUACAUUACUCUGAAACUUGAUGAUAAACUAAGGUUUGGAUAUGAUACUAACCUUUUUACUGUGGUGCGAGGGGAAAUGAGGGUCCCUGAAGAAGCACUAAAGCAUGAAAAGUUUUCAAGUCAGCUGCAUUUUGCACAAAAACCACCUGAGACUGAAAGAUCCAAGAAAACUGCCUCCAGAUCUUCUGAUUUGAAAGUAAAUUAUACUCCUGUUGAAGUAGUUCAGAAGACUGUGGAAAAUGUGAAGUCAGAAGAAAAAUUGGGUGUGGACCUGUCAGCAGUGCAUCGUGGUACACCGUUGUAUGGACAGCCCUCUUGGUGGGGAGAUGAUGACUCUAGUGAAAAUAAACAUCACUGCAAGGUGUUUCAUGAACCUGGUGCUUCAGGCUACAACAAGGAUACUAAGAAAGAUAGAGAUGAGGGCACAGCAGGGAAAGAGGAAACAUUAUUUCUGCUUUGUAGGGAGCCAAGUUACUUUGAGAUACCGACAAAAGAAUCUCCACAAAAAUCUGAUGUUGAAGAGAACAUUAUCCAUGAAAUCCCAACGAAGGACACACAUUGCUCUCAUGCACUAGGUGCAGGACAUGCAUCAUUUACAAUAGAGUUUGAUGAGAACUCUCCAGGUAAAGUAACUAUUAAGGAUCACGUUACAAAAUUCACUCCAGAUUAUCGACAGAAAUCAAAGAAAACAUCACCAUCUUGCGCCAAGGAUCUCUCUGCAUUACAAACAGAGAUGUUGGCUGCAGAAAGUAAAGUUGCAGAUUGGUUGGCACAAAACAAUCCACCAUGUUUGAGAAAAGAAGUGCCUGAGGAAGAUACCAAGAGUAUUAAAAGUGAUGUUCCAGUUUACCUGAAGAGACUGAAAGGGCACACACACGAUGAUGGAACACAAAGCGAUUAUGAAAAUAGUGGGGCUCACAAACGUUUCAAUAAGUGUACGAACUUAGAUGAACAUUUAAGACCAAGAAAUCUUGAACAAACAAAGUUAAACAUAAAAUUCCAUUCUUCAGGAAAACACCAAGAAACAAGUCAAACUGCUUUUAUGAUAGAAUUUUUUGAUGAUGACCAUCCUAGAAAGAGGCGUUCAUAUUCUUUUACACAGAAUGCAGGUGCUGCUGGUCCAGAAGCACCUUAUCCUAUACCACAGUCAAGAAUUGAAAAGGUAAAAGCUGCUUCAACUGACCACAAACUAUUAACAAUAGGUUCACAGUCUGGUACAUCUUCUCACAGAGUGAUCCACAGCACACAGCAUGCAAAAUUGUUGUUGAAACAAAAAUCAGAAGAACCCUGUGCACCAUUAAUGUUAUCACAAAAUGUGUUAUUAAGAAGCUCUGGAAGUCUUGGACAUCGACCAAACAAAAAACGAGUCAUAGGUGAUGAAUUGGAAAUCCCCUCUGUUUCUGAUUGUAAUAAAAGGCAUGUUGAUGACCAAGGUGACAAAGUGAGAUAUGCUAAUAAAUGGGAUUUGCUUAAUCAAGAGGAGACUGACCCUUCUAAAAUGAUUGAUAAGGAAGCUUCCUCUUUAUGUGGAAAAAAACGCUGGGUCUCGCAGUGGGCAAGUCUUGCUUCAAAUCACAUAGGACAUGACCAAGAAAAUGGAAGAUUUGAAAGUGAUGUACCUGCUGCUGUUGAAAAUGAUGCAGACUUGUCAGUCAAAAGCAAUGGAUCAGCAGCAUCUUUGACUUGUCAAAAUGAUCGGGUCAGGAGAACAUUACCCCUGGUUCCUAAAGAAGAAAUAAAGGUUUCUAACAGUAAAGGUGCCUAUCACAGAUCAGAGAUUGGAGAAAAACAAGAUACAGAAUUACAGGAAAAAGAGACACCAACUCAUGCACCCAAGAAAGAUAAUUUAAACUUGUUAGAAACAAGAGCUAUAACAAAAAAGAACCACAUGGGAGAUGAUAACACUUUGAAGUUAGAAUCCAAACCUAAACAUGACCAAGCUGAACACAAUCAACGUUCUUCUAGCAGAUCAUCCUCAAAGCAAGUCACAGUCAAGCCCAUCAAACCAAAAGAUGAUUCAAAAACCCAAAAAGCUUAUUUGUCUUCAAAAUCCCCAGUUAUACAAUCAAAUCAUACUGACGAUGGAAGGAAAACAGAGACUGUAUCAAAUACCCAGAGCUUGAAAACUGUUGAAUCUGAUAGAAAAGAUACCACAAAGCCUUUAGUAAGACAGGGUAGCUUUACAAUUGACAAGCCAAGUACAAAUGUUCCUAUCGAGUUAAUACCACGUAUUAAUAAAUUGACUGGAUCAUCACCUACACUUGCUUCUGUAACUAAUAUAAGAGAGAGAAGCGAUUCUGUAGACACUGACUCAAGCAUGGAUACAACGUUACUUUUGAAAGAUACAGAAGCAGUCAUGGCUUUUCUUGAGGCAAAGUUGAGAGAUGACAGCAAAACUGAUGAUGGCCCAGAAACCCCAAGCUAUAACCAAGAUAAUUCUAUUUCUCCUGAAUCAGAUGUUGAUACAGCUAGUACCAUUAGUCUUGCUGCUGGUGAUGCAGAAAAAAAAUGCCCGCAAAAGAGAAAGACAUUCAGCAGUCUUUACAAAGAGACAUCCUCUUCUGCUUCCAAAGACUUUUCAAAAUCACCAUCUUUAAAUAGAGAAAAAAUUGACAAAAAGAAUAAAGUGCGAGCUCAUGAAGUUUCAUCUAGAACAGAAAUCCGUAAAACACUGCAAGCAAGUCAAAGAAAUAAGCAGCCACCUGCAGGUUGUGUAACUGAUGAUCAAACCUCUAGACUUUCAUCAGUCUCAGAUAUUGUAUCAUCUGAUCAAGAAACAUACUCUGGAAGGUCGGCUUCAAAAUGUGAAUUUAAUGUUGCAGAUGAACCUUUGCACUCCAAAACUACCAAAGAUAAAAGUGCUUUAGUAAAAUCUGCUCCCUCUAGUAAAUCUGUUACACUCCCAAGACCUCGUCCAACUAGGACUUCACUGUUGCGUAGAUCACGCUUAGGUGAGGCUUCAGAUUCAGAAAUUGGCGAUGCUGAUAAAGCAUCUGUUGCUUCUGAAGUAUCAACUACCAGUUCAACAUCAAAACCGCCUUCUGGUAAGAAAGCUCUCUCAAGGAUUGAUUUGCUUGCUCAGCCCCGUAGAACAAGGCUGGGUUCUUUAUCAGCUCGCAGUGACUCUGAAGCAACAAUAUCACGGAGUCCUGGUUCUUCUCGUACUCCAGAAUCUACAUUUAGAAGUGGUUUAAAAUCUCUUCCUCCAACAGACGUUAAAGGAUCUACUCGAGCCAGAGCCAACAGCAUUUCUCGCUUAUCAGACACAAAGACAUCAACUCAUAGUUCUCCUCCUUUGAAUGUCCGGUGGAGACGCACCACUCCAGAAUAUGCUUCCACUUCAGAAGAUGAGUUUGGAUCUAAUCGAAACUCUCUAAAACCUACACGGCUUCGUACUUCUCCAGCUAAGAGUCAGAGAUUGCAUUCUACUGGAAUCGGUACAGCAGUUCAGCCUGCAACUUUAAAUGCUUCAAUAUUUAAACAUAGAGUUAAAGAACAAGAAGAUUAUAUUCGUGAUUGGACAGCACAUCGAGAGGAAAUAGCUAGAAUAAGCCAGGAUUUGGCUCUUAUUGCUCGUGAAAUCAAUGAUGUAGCAGGAGAGAUAGAUUCAGUGACAUCAUCAGGAACUGCCCCUAGCACCACAGUAAGCACUGCAGCUACAACUCCUGGCUCAGCCAUAGACACAAGAGAAGAGCUGGUUGAUCGAGUUUUUGAUGAGAGUUUGAACUUUAGAAAGAUUCCUCCUUUAAAUCAGUCCAGAACAGCAGAGGCAAACUUUCGAUCAGGUGACCCAAAGCCUCCGCAGAAAGAAAUUUCUGAACCUCAAGCAAUAACAAGAAGGAAAACUUGGAGCAGAGAUGAAGCUAUGGGAGAUAGCUUAUUGCUUUCUUCAGUAUUUCAGUUUUCUCGGAAAAUAAGGCAAGCCAUUGACAAAACUGCUAAUAAAAUAAGGAUAUUGUUUAAAGACAAGGAACGGAACUGGGAUGAGAUUGAAAAGAAAUUGCGUGCAGAAAGUGAAAUUCCAAUCUUCAAAACCUCUUGCGUGGAAAUAUUAUCAAUACUUCAGGAGCUAAAGCGUGUUGAAAAACAACUUCAAGUGAUCAACGCCAUGAUUGAUCCAGAUGGAACUUUGGAAGCACUAAACAUACUGGGAUUUAGCAACUCAAUUUCUCCUGUUGAGAUAAAGCAAAAUCAAAGCCACGUUAUUUGUUCAGCACGUUCUUCAACAAGGACCAGUCAACCAAAUAUAACAUCUGCUUCCUCUGAAUUUAGUGUUGAGUCUGAUCCUGAUUUUGCCAUACAUUUCAAUAGGUUCAACCCGGAUGGUAAAGAAGAUACUACGUUACAUGAAUGAAAACCAUUGCUAUAAAUGUUUGCAUUUGUAUGGUGGACAGUUUUGGAUUUUUUUUUUUCUUGUAAAACAAUUAAUUUAUAACUUUUGCAUCACUCUAACCUUUUAAUUAGCCAAAAUUUUCCAUUCAUAAAACGUAGAAUGUUAACUGAUGCUUUUCUCAUUGUAUUUGCAUGGCACUGAUGUAUGAGAUCCUAAGUUAGUUACCACUAUACACUUGUGUAUAUGUACAUAUAUGAGUGUGAUAUUUAUAUAUAUAUAUAUAUAUAUAUAUAUAUAUAUACACACACAUAUAUGCAUAUAUAUAUCUUGUAAAGUUACUGAAAAGAGGGGAUUUGGGGGUUUAGUGAUAGGGGCAGCAAGUACUGUGUCUAAACUAUCUUCCUAAAGUGCACCAGGAACACAGGGCAAAGGCAAUAUCCACAUAGAGAAAUAAUUUGAAUCUAUUUUUUUUUCCAAGUCAUUGUGUUACUACUGCUCAGCAGCAUGGUUUUAAAAUCUUAGCAUAAGUUGGCAAGUUCAAGCAAUUUAUUAGUAACCAACAUUUCUGCGUUGUUUAUUAAUGGAUAACUUUUAUACUAAUUGUUUACUAAGCACUACAAUGAUGUAGUUUCCAAUACUAAUGCAUAUAUUAAGUUUAUUAGAAAGUAUAUCAACUUAAUACUGUAAAUGGCACUCUCAUUACAAAUAGAAGAUAGAAUAAGUCAUACAUUGUUCUAGCAUUGUAGCUAAUAUGUUUUGUUUCCUGUUUCAAUACUUAAUACAAAUUAAACCUAAACUGUUAUGGAUACAUAAAUUAAACCUAAGCUGUUAGGGAUACAUUUAUAUAUUUUAUAGUUAGAAACAUUUUAAAGUAGUUUCCUGGGACUGGCCUUGUACUGGGCAUACUUACUGCAUAUGACUUACGUAUUGGUCAUGAUUAGAGCAAUACUUCUGUGUCUUCAUUCAAUAGCUAAAGCGCACGUAGUGAGAGAAGACACAAAGAGCCGAUCAUCAACAGAUUAUAUAAAAAUAGGGACACACAUCAGGAACUCCCUGAAAUAAAGAGUCAAAGCCAGGAAAAGUGAUUAACCAUGAUAUUUUACCUGUAAAUGUAAUGUUGUAAACCUUUCACUUCUACACACCGUAUAUUCAUUUUUGAUAGUUUGGGAUUACUGUGAAACAUAUUUUUUAUCUCGUGUAACUUAAACAAACUGAUCAACGGUCAAAUGACUAAUGUAACCAAGCCAAUUUUACCUCCUACAUUCGAUAAAAGUAAGGAUAUGGUUUUUACCCCUAUAAACUAGUGUUCCUUUAUUGAUAAUGUUUUGUUAAUUUUAUUCUUGCUGCUUUACAAACCACUUUGUUUUUUUAUUUCAGCCAUCACAUUAAAGAUACACUCAUUAUUGUAAGAAUAGAAAAAACUGAAAUACUAUAUUACUUAUGCAUGGCUGGAUGCAGUUUAGCCGUGAUGAGUAUGUUUUUUUGUUUUGUUUUAAUGAAACCACAAUGCUUUAAAAAUAAUGAUUACAUAAAGUUAUACCUUUCAAAUAUGCUCUAAAAUGUUUUGUUUUAAAAGGUUUUCUUACUGGAUACUGACUAUAUAUUAAAGGAAAAAAAAAACUGAAUAGAUGUAAUACUGAAAAAGUUUACAUUAAUACGCAUUUAAAAAAAAACCUAACUAUGCUGUACCAAUAAUUUUUAUUUUUAUUUGAUGUUUUUUAUUAAAUUUGUAAACUUUUUUUUCUAUAUGGGCAGAAAAAAAUCAAAUCUGACUAGGAAACCUCUGUUUUUUUUGUAAUGUUUAUUUUUCCAUUGUGUGUAAAAACAUUUGCAGUUCAUACUGAGAAACAUUUACUAACUGGAAUACUGUUCACAGUGAACAUUAUACAAAAAGCUUGUAAUUAUAAAACAAAACAUACAAAUAAGUAGCUGGGUACAUUGUAAGAUAAUUCUAUAGUUCCAUCAACGAAACACUGUUCUUAUUCUUGCAUUUCUACAAAUGUAUGUACUGUAUACAAUUUUUACAGUAAUGUUACAUUACACUUGUUAUUUGUAUUCCAUCUUUAGUUAUAUUUAUUUUUAUCAAGUUGUAUGUUUAUUUUCUUCCAUAUUUGCAACCUGUUAAAAGAUGAAAUAGUUGUAUAGUAAAUGGUAUACUUUAAGAAAUCAGUGUAAUUGCUGGUGUAGUCCCUGUUGUUAUCAAAUAUACAUGUACACAAUGUAUAAUCAUUAUUCAGAGCAAAUGCCUUUUAGAAGAAACAGCCCUACUAUAUAAUCAUAUUACAAAAUGUCAUAAGUUUAGUUAUCCAUAUGUACACAGACAUUAAAGAUUGUUUACAGAAAAA
Messenger RNA from Xenopus tropicalis (tropical clawed frog), 7213 nucleotides. It is a transcript of the gene cep170, whose product is annotated as centrosomal protein 170kDa. Bases 306 to 4889 code for a protein of 1527 amino acids. The record is from RefSeq and is a predicted model, not a curated record. The transcript is spliced from 18 exons. Lineage: Eukaryota; Metazoa; Chordata; Amphibia; Anura; Pipidae.